GUAAAUGUUAAUAUAUAUCGCUUACUCACCAGAUAUAGACUGGCGCUUCCGAAAAACUUCCAAUAAAGGCAAUAUAAAAUUUCAUUUAGUUUGAGAGCAAAAUACUGGCACGGAUUGUUUCAUUUCAGAAUGCAACUAAAUCUAUCCUCUUGGAUUGUCAUUUGGAGUAUCUUAGUUUUACCCGGCUCUGGAACUGACAUUUGCUCUUCAUCAUCAAUUACUUCAAGCAGUGGAUCAAUUACAUCUCCUAACUAUCCCAGAAGUUAUCCUGGUACAAGAACUUGUACCAUAACAAUCAGUCGACCUCUUAACUACAGAGUCAGGUUCAUCAUUUCGAACAUUAAUUUGAAACGAAUCAAUAAUGGCAGUCAGGUUUUAUGUUUGGAUUCACUUACCAUCUCUGGAGGAACAUCAAAACAAUUCUGUGGUAAUGAAACAUCUUCGACAUUUGUACCGUAUACCAAUGUUGUAACAUUGACUUUGAAGACAAGUGGAUUGGCACCACUAGAAGGAUUUUCUCUGCGAUUUACAAUUUUUCAUUAUAACAGCCAACCACCUGCGUUCAGUGUUUGUUCUAAAAAAACAAUAUCUAGUGACGCUGGUCGUAUUUACUCACCCGGAUUCCCCUUUGCCUACAACUCGAACUUAAGAUGUAGUGUUACUAUAAUGAUUCCUGAAGACAAAUCUUUGGAAGUUGUCCUUAACAUUAUUGACAUAUAUAGGUAUUAUUAUUACGAAGAUGGGUGUCAUGACGAAGAGUUGAUCAUCUCAGAUGGAACAUAUUCUAAUUCUACAUGUGGAAAGUCAUUUGUUAAUAGUCCUCCAAUUUUCUUUACUAAAGAAAAUAUUAAUGUCAGUUUUCGUUCUUCUUACUGGCGCAACAGAUUAUCAGGGUUUUUGUUGACAUUUAGAGUUGUUGAUGCAAUGGAUAUUCAAUGUACAUUUGAAAACGACCUGUGCAAUUUUACAAAGAUUGGAGGGUGGCAACGAGUUUCUGGAUCAUAUUUGGGUAACUUGUCAAUUGUCGAUCAUACUAUUGGCGAUGCCUAUGGUCACUUUGUCACUAUGGAAACAACUAGUCUUGAACGUCAGAAAAAUGGAACAGUUAAAAGGAACCUCUCUGCAAAUGGCAAUUUAGCAUGCUUGACCUACUGGUAUCGAAGCUUUAGUUACACAUUAAACAUUUUAAAGGUUUAUGUCAUCGGAAAUGGGAAAGAACUUGUCUUAGAGAAAAAGUUGUUGGGCAUAGAAACAUCUUGGAAAAAAGGCAACAUGACGAUUUAUGUAAACCGUAACAGUUUUUCUAUAAUUUUUGAAGCUAUGGUAAACUCAUAUCCUGGUCAUAUUGCUUUGGAUGAUAUUUUUGUUGACCUUGGCGAUUGUCUCAAUCCCGGUGACUGUAACUUUGAAAACGGAAUUAGUAACUCAAAAUGCCCGUGGAAAAAUGUUGGAUUUCCCCUCGAUGAUUACGAUUGGAUUGUCCAUUCUGGCUUCACACCAUACUAUGGUAGUGGUCCCAACUUUGACAGGAAAAGAUCCACAAUCGGAAAGUACAUUUAUAUGGGAAGAUAUUAUGGAUCUAUGGGUUCUAAAAGCUGGUUGGUUAGCGACUAUUUCAAUACAUCAGCAAAGUGUUUUACGUUCUGGUAUCAUAUGUAUGGAUCAACUGUUGGUUCCCUCAAUAUAUACGAGCAAUCUAUUGGAGAAGAAAUGAAACCUGUAUGGACUUUGAGUGGUAACAAAGGAAAUGUCUGGAUCAGGGGACAAGUAACAGUGAAUUUUGGUGUUGGAUUGAAAUCUAGGAUAAUCGUCGAAGGAGUUAGAGGAUUUACUAGCUCUAGUUAUAUCGCUCUUGACGACUUUAAAUUUUUUGAUGGACCUUGUGAUAUUCUUCCGCUUAAUGCAACACCUCCACGUUUUGGUAUCCCAAUCAAUAUUUGUCCAUCACGAACUAUUACACUGUCUAAAGGACAUAUUGUGUCACCAAAUUACUAUCCAUAUUAUUCUUUCUACGCAAGUUGCACAUUGACAAUCAGACAACCUCUUAACACAGUCCUCAACUUUAGCUUUUCGUACAUCUCUCUUGACUCCUUCGUAAGCGGUAAUCAAAAACGAUGCCGUGAUUCUCUCACUAUAUCUGGUGGAACUUCAAAACAAUUUUGUAAUAACAAGCGCUCCGUGACAUUUUCACCUUACACUAGUGUUGUGGUUUUGACUUUUAAUGCUCAUUUGAAUCAACGUUUUAAAGGCUUUGCUCUUGAAUUUACAUCAUCGAGAAAUAAGAGCCGACCACCUGCAUUUAGUGUUUGCUACAAUAAGACAAUAUACAGUGCUGUGGGUCGUAUUUACUCACCUGGAUUCCCAUUUGGCUACAACCCUAGUUUAACAUGCAGUGUUACUAUAAUGAUUCCUGAAGACAAAUCCUUGGAAGUUGUCCUUAACUUUAUUGACAUAUAUAGGUAUUAUUAUUACUACGAUGGGUGUCAUGACGGAGAGUUGAUCAUCUCAGAUGGAACAUAUUCUAAUUCUACAUGUGGAAAGUCAUUUGUUAAUAGUCGUCCAAUUUUCUUUACUAAAGAAAAUAUUAAUGUCAGUUUUCGUUCUUCUUACUGGCGUAACAGCUUAUCAGGCUUUUUCUUGACAUUUAGAGUUGUUGAUGCAAUGGAUAUUCAAUGUACAUUUGAAAACGACCUGUGCAAUUUUACAAAGAUCGGAGGGUGGCAACGAGUUUCUGGAUCAUAUUUGGGUAACUUUUCAAUUGUCGAUCAUACUAUUGGCAAUGCCUAUGGUCACUUUGUCACUAUGGAAACAACUAGUCUUGAACGUCAGAAAAAUGGAACUGUUAAAAGGAACCUCCCUGCACAUGGCAAUUUAGCGUGCUUGACCUACUGGUAUCGAAGCUUUGGUUACACAUCAAACAUUUUGAAGGUUUUUGUCAUCGGAAAUGGGAAAGAACUUGCCUUAGAGAAAAGGUUGUUGGGCAUAGAAACAUCUUGGAAAAAAGGCAACUUGACGAUUUAUGUAAACCAUAGUCGUUUUUCUAUAAUUUUUGAAACUAUGGUAAACUCAUAUCCUGGUUAUAUUGCUUUGGAUGAUAUUUUUGUUGACCUUGGCGAAUGUCUCAAUCCCGGUGACUGUAACUUUGAAAACGGAAUUAGUAACUCAAAAUGCCCGUGGAAAAAUGUUGGAUUUCCCCUUGAUAAUUUUGAUUGGAUUGUCCAUUCUGGCUCCACACCAUACUAUGGUAGUGGUCCCAACUUUGACAGAAAAGGGUCCACAAUCGGAAAGUACAUUUAUAUGGGAAGAUAUUAUGGAUCUAUGGGUUCUAAAAGCUGGUUGGUUAGCGACUAUUUCAAUACAUCAGCAAAGUGUUUUACGUUCUGGUAUCAUAUGUAUGGAUCAACUGUUGGUUCCCUCAAUAUAUACGAACAAUCUAUUGGAGAAGAAAUGAAACCUGUAUGGACUUUGAGUGGUAAUAAAGGAAAUGUCUGGAUCAGGGGACAAGUAACAGUGAAUUUUGGUGUUGGAUUGAAGUCUAGGAUAAUCGUCGAAGGAGUUAGAGGAUUUACUAGCUCUAGUUAUAUCGCUCUUGACGACUUUAAAUUUUUUGAUGGACCUUGUGAUAUUCUUCCGCUUAAUGCAACACCUCCACGUUUUGGUAUCCCAAUCAAUAUUUGUCCAUCACGAACUAUUACACUGUCUAAAGGACAUAUUGUGUCACCAAAUUACUAUCCAUAUUAUUCUUUCUACGCAAGUUGCACAUUGACAAUCAGACAACCUCUUAACACAGUCCUCAACUUUAGCUUUUCGUACAUCUCUCUUGACUCCUUCGUAAGCGGUAAUGAAAAACGAUGCCGUGAUUCUCUCACUAUAACUGGUGGAACUUCAAAACAAUUUUGUAAUAACAAGAGCUCCGUGACAUUUUCACCUUACACAAGUGUUGUGGUUUUGACUUUUAUUGCUCAUUUGAAUCAACGUUUUAAAGGCUUUGCUCUUGAAUUUACAUCAUCGAGAAAUAAGAGCCGACCACCUGCAUUUAGUGUUUGCUACAAUAAGACAAUAUACAGUGCUGUGGGUCGUAUUUACUCACCUGGAUUCCCAUUUGGCUACAACCCUAGUUUAACAUGCAGUGUUACAAUAGUGAUUCCUGAAGACAAAUCCUUGGAAGUUUUCCUUAACUUUAUUGACAUAUAUAGGUAUUAUUAUUACUACGAUGGGUGUCGUGACGAAGAGUUGAUCAUCUCGGAUGGAACAUAUUCUAAUUCUACAUGUGGAAAGUCAUUUGUUAAUAGUCCUCCAAUUUUCUUUACUAAAGAAAAUAUUAAUGUCAGUUUUCGUUCUUCUUACUGGCGAAACAGCUUAUCAGGGUUUUUGUUGACAUUUAGAGUUGUUGAUGCAAUGGAUAUUCAAUGUACAUUUGAAAACGACCUGUGCAAUUUUACAAAGAUCGGAGGGUGGCAACGAGUUUCUGGAUCAUAUUUGGGUAACUUGUCAAUUGUCGAUCAUACUAUUGGCAAUGCCUAUGGUCACUUUGUCACUAUGGAAACAACUAGUCUUGAACGUCAGAAAAAUGGAACUGUUAAAAGGAACCUCCCUGCACAUGGCAAUUUAGCGUGCUUGACCUACUGGUAUCGAAGCUUUGGUUACACAUCAAACAUUUUGAAGGUUUUUGUCAUCGGAAAUGGGAAAGAACUUGCCUUAGAGAAAAAGUUGUUGGGCAUAGAAACAUCUUGGAAAAAAGGCAACUUGACGAUUUAUGUAAACCAUAGUCGUUUUUCUAUAAUUUUUGAAGCUAUGGUAAAUUCAUAUCCUGGUUAUAUUGCUUUGGAUGAUAUUUUUGUUGACGUUGGCGAAUGCCUCAAUCCCGGUGACUGUAACUUUGAAAACGGAAUUGGUAACUCAAAUUGCCGGUGGAAAAAUGUUGGAUUUCCCCUUGAUAAUUUUGAUUGGAUUGUCCAUUCUGGCUCCACACCAUACUAUGGUAGUGGUCCCAACUUUGACAGAAAAGGGUCCACAAUCGGAAAGUACAUUUAUAUGGGAAGAUAUUAUGGAUCUAUGGGUUCUAAAAGCUGGUUGGUUAGCGACUAUUUCAAUACAUCAGCAAAGUGUUUUACGUUCUGGUAUCAUAUGUAUGGAUCAACUGUUGGUUCCCUCAAUAUAUACGAACAAUCUAUUGGAGAAGAAAUGAAACCUGUAUGGACUUUGAGUGGUAACAAAGGAAAUGUCUGGAUCAGGGGGCAAGUAACAGUGAAUUUUGGUGUUAGAUUGAAAUCUAGGAUAAUCGUCGAAGGAGUUAGAGGAUUUACUAGCUCUAGUUAUAUCGCUCUUGACGACUUUAAAUUUUUUGAUGGACCUUGUGAUAUUCUUCCGCUUAAUGCAACACCUCCACAUUUUGGCAUCCCAAUCAACAUUUGUCCAACACGAACUAUUACACUGUCUAAAGGACAUAUUGUGUCACCAAAUUACUAUCCAUACUAUUCGCUCCACGCACGUUGCACAUUGACAAUCAAACAACCGCUUAACACAGUCCUCAACUUUAGUUUUUCGUACAUCUCUCUUGACUCCUUCGUAAGCGGUCAUCAAAAACGAUGCCGUGAUUCUCUCACUAUAUCUGGUGGAACUUCAAAACAAUUUUGUAAUAACAAGAGCUCCGUGACAUUUUCACCUUACACUAGUGUUGCGGUUUUGACUUUUAACGCUCAUUUGAAUCAACGUUAUAAAGGCUUUGCUCUUGAAUUUACAUCAACGAGAAAUAAUAACCCACCACCUGCAUUCAGUGUUUGUUACAAUAAGACAAUAUACAGUGCUGUGGGUCGUAUUUACUCACCUGGAUUCCCCUUUGGCUACAGCCGUAGUUUAAGAUGCAGUGUUACUAUAAUGAUUCCUGAAGACAAAUCCUUGGAAGUUGUUCUUAACUAUAUUGACAUAAAUAGGUAUUAUUAUUACUACAAUGGAUGCCCGAACGAAGAGUUGAUCAUCUCAGAUGGAACAUAUUCUAAUUCUACAUGUGGAAAGUCAUUUGUUAAUAGUCCUCCAAUUUUCUUUACUAAAGAAAAUAUUAAUGUCAGUUUUCAUUCUUAUUACUGGAGCAACAGCUUAUCAGGGUUUUUGUUGACAUUUAGAGUUGUUGAUGCAAUGGAUAUUCAAUGUACAUUUGAAAAUGACUUGUGCAAUUUUACAAAGAUCGGAGGGUGGCAACGAGUUUCUGGACCAUAUUUGGGUAACUUGUCAAUUGUCGAUCAUUCUAUUGGCGAUGCCUAUGGUUAUUUUGUCGCUAUGGAAACAUCUAAUCUUGAACGUCAGAAAACUGGAACUAUUAAAAGGAGCUUCACUGCAAAUGGCAAUUUAGCGUGCUUGACGUUCUGGUAUCAAAGCUUGGGUUACACAUCAAACGUUUUGAAGGUUUAUGUCAUGGCUAAUGGGAAAACAAUUUCUUUGUGGAGUAGAUCAUUGGGCAUAUUAUCAUCUUGGAAAAAAGGCAACUUAACAAUUCAAUUAAGCCACGAACGUUUCUCCAUAAUUUUUGAAGCUAUGGUGAAUUCAUAUCCUGGUUAUAUAGCUUUAGAUGACGUAUUUGUGGAUAUGGGUGAAUGCAACAAUCCCGGUGAUUGUAGCUUUGAAAGCGGAAUUAAUAAUAUAAAAUGCCUUUGGAGAAAUGUUGUUUUCCCGCUUGAUAAUUAUGAUUGGACUGUUCAUUCUGGCUCCUCGCGUUAUUAUGGUUAUGGUCCAAGUUUUGACAGAAAUGGAUCCACCACAGGAAAAUACAUUUACAUGGAUGGAUAUUAUGGAUACUAUAAUUCUAAAAGCUGGUUGGUUAGCAACUUCUUUAAUACAUCAACCAAGUGUUUCACUUUCUGGUAUUAUAUGUAUGGAUUGAAUAUUGGUUCCCUUAAUAUUUACGAACAAUCUAUGGGAACAGAAAUAAGACCUUUGUGGACUUUGAGGGGUAAUAAAGGAAACUUGUGGCACCAAGGUCAUGUAACAGUCAACUUUACAAAUGGGCAACAAAUCAGAAUCAUUGUUGAAGGUGCUCAUGGGUGGAGUCAUUGGUAUCAUUAUGGGGGCAUAGCCCUUGAUGAUUUUAAGUUUGCAGAUGGACCUUGUGAUAUAAUUCCGCAAACAGCCAAACCUUCGCGUUUUGGUAUCCCAAUCAACAUUUGUCCAACAAGAAGUAUAACGCUGUCUAAAGGUCAUAUUGAUACAAUAAAUUACAACCGGGUUAACUACGUCCGCAAAAGUUGUUCAUUGACGAUCAGGCAACCACUUAAUAGAGUGUUCAACUUUACUUUUUCUCAUAUUUCUCUCAACCACUUUGUACAUGAUAAUCAAACAAGAUGCAUUGGUUCUCUCACUAUAUCUGGUGGAACUUCAAAACAGUUUUGCACGAACACGACAUCCAUGACAUUUUCACCUUACACCAAUAUUGUGGUUUUGACUUUUAACGCUUAUUUGAAUCGCCUUUUUAAAGGUUUUAGUCUUAAAUUUGAAUCAACAAAAAGCAAUAACUUACCACCUGCGUUCAGUGUUUGUUCUAACAAUACAAUUUCAAACAAUGUCGGUCGUAUUCAUUCACCUGGUUUUCCUUUUGGAUACAAAACUGAAACAAGAUGUAGUGUUGCAGUUGCAAUUCCCACUGGCAAGUGGUUGGAAAUUGUGGUUAACUUUAUUGACUUAAGAGAAAAUUUAUUUGGUUGUGUUCAAGAUGAGUUGUUAAUAACGGAUGGACGAACUUCAACCUCUACAUGUCAAAAAUCGCUUGUAAAUGGACGUCCACUUUUCUUCAACAACAACAAAGUUAAUGUCAGUUUUCGUUCCUCUUAUUCGACAAGCAGCAGAUCUGGGUUUUUACUAACCUUCAGAGUCCUUAAUUAUACAGGUUUUGGCAUCCCAAUCAACAUUUGUCCAAAAAGAACUAUAACGCUGUCUAAAGGACAUAUUGUGUCAGCAAAUAACUACUUCUACGAAAGUUGUUCGUUGACGAUCAGGCAACCACUCAAAAGAGUGUUCAACUUUACUUUUUCUCAUAUUUCUCUCGACUACUUUGUACAGGAUAAUCAAACAAGAUGCAUUGGUUCUCUCACUAUUUCUGGUGGAACUUCAAAACAGUUUUGCACGAACACGACAUCCAUGACAUUUUCACCUUACACCAAUAUUGUGGUUUUGACUUUUAACGCUUAUUUGAAUCGCCUUUUUAAAGGUUUUAGUCUUAAAUUUGAAUCAACAAAAAGCAAUAACUUACCACCUGCGUUCAGUGUUUGUUCUAACAAUACAAUUUCAAACAAUGUCGGUCGUAUUCAUUCACCUGGUUUUCCUUUUGGAUACAAAACUGAAACAAGAUGUAGUGUUGCAGUUGCAAUUCCCACUGGCAAGUGGUUGGAAAUUGUGGUUAACUUUAUUGACUUAAGAGAAAAUCCAUUUGGUUGUGUUCUUGAUGAGUUGUUAAUCACUGAUGGACGAACUUCAACUUCUACAUGUGGAAAAUCGUUUGUAAAUGGACGUCCACUUUUCUUCAACAACAACAAAGUUAAUGUCAGUUUUCGUUCCUCUUAUUCGACAAGCAGCAGAUCUGGGUUUUUACUAACCUUCAGAGUCCUUAAUUAUACAGGUUUUGGUAUCCCAAUCAACAUUUGUCGAACAAGAACUAUAACGCAGUCUAAAGGUCAUAUUGUGUUACCAAAUAACUACUUCUACAAACGUUGUUCGUUGACGAUCAGGCAACCACUUAAUAGAGUGUUCAACUUUACUUUUUCUCAUAUUUCUCUCGACUACUUUGUACAGGAUAAUCAAACAAGAUGCAUCGAUUCUCUCACUAUAUCUGGUGGAACUUCAAAGCAAUUUUGUACCAGCACGAAAUCCAUGACAUUUUCACCUUACACCAAUAUUGUGGUUUUGACUUUUAACGCUUAUUUGAAUCGCCUUUCUAAAGGCUUUAGUCUUAAAUUUGAAUCAACAAAAAGUAAUAAUUUACCGCCUGCGUUCAGUGUUUGUUCUAACAAUACAAUUUCAAACAAUGUCGGUCGUAUUCAUUCACCUGGCUUUCCUUUUGGAUACAAAACUGAAACAAGAUGUAGUGUUGCAGUUGCAAUUCCCACUGGCAAGUGGUUGGAAAUUGUGGUUAACUUUAUUGACAUAAGAGAAAAUUCAUUUGGUUGUGUUCUUGAUGAGUUGUUAAUCACUGAUGGAAGAACUUCAAACUCUACAUGUGGAAAAUCGAUUGUAAAUGGAAGUCCACUUUUCUUCAACAACAACAAAGUUAAUGUCAGCUUUCGUUCCUCUUAUUUGCCAAGCAGCAGUUCUGGGUUUUUACUGACCUUCAGAGUCUUUAAUUAUACAGAAAUCCCCAAUGCAUAUAUUUUGAUCACUGUAACACUGAGCAAGACGUAUACUGAGUCCCUUAAUGAUUUAACAUCAAAAGAUAGUCAAGCCCUCAUCAAUGAACUUAAAGCUUAUCUUCGUGAAAACUAUUCUAACGUUCCUCAAUAUCGUGGCUUUAACGUCAUAGAAUUCAAGCGUGGAAGUGUUAUUGUUGAUGGUGAACUCGUAUUUGUGAAAGAUUCAGAAAACACUAUUAUGCCUGUUUUGAGAGAUAUUAACAAGUCUGGCAAUCUUGCAAAUUAUUCUUUUCAACCUGGAUCGUUAUUGCAUCGUAAUCUACCACCAUUUUCAAACAUUACAAUGAACAAGAUCACCGGUGGUUAUGCACGAUAUGAGCUUGAACUGAGUUGUGAAGUUAUUGGCCCAUCACUACCAAUAUUUGAAUGGCGAAACGGGAGUAAAACACUGUCGCUAUCAAGCCGAGUUCGAGUUGAAACUAAAAAUAAAGUAUCAAGACUGUUUGUUCGAAAAAGUGAAAAAUCUGAUUCUGGAGUGUACAGAUGUAUAGUAAGGAAAGGUGAAGACCGUAUUAGUCAUUCAAUGUACAUCAAAAUUCGAGCUCCUCCAGUCGUCACUGUUUCUCCACUUUCAUUAACUGUCACUAAAGGCAACUCCGUAACACUGUUUUGUAAUGUGCUAUCUGGUUAUGAAGAAGAUAUAAGCAUCCUGUGGUUUAAUAGUUCUUCUCCUUACAAACACAUGCAAAGCGGACGGCAGCUGGAUCUUACAAAUCUUAUUCACCUGGGGAACAAGCAGAGAGUCACUUUUCAGUAUUGGUGUAACGCUACUAACUCAGAUGGUACAACUCGUAGUAAGAUUGUGACAGUUGUUGUAGUGUCAAAAGGUUUCAAUCAAUUCUGUUCAGCUGAAUCAUCUGGUGGUUACGCUUGGAACAGAACUGCAGUGGAUAUAAACGUCGUUCAAAAUUGUCUUUCAGGAAAACAAGGAUAUGUCUAUCGGUUAUGCUCAAAGAAUGCUGAUGGCAAAGCGAACUGGGGAUUCGUCAAUAAUUCAGGCUGUCGCUCUGUAGAUGUUAUUGAGCUUGUUGACCAGGUAAAGAGGUUAGACAGCGGAUUUGCUUCAAAUAAUGUGAGCGAAAUUAUACAGAAAACUGAGAAAAUUACAAAGGAUGAAGAACUCUUUGAACAAGAUGUUGAGGAUAUUGUAUUUGUUUUGGAGAAGACACAAACAAAAACGGCAACGCAAAGCGACCGUCAGAAUUUUAUCCGAUCUUCAAGUAACAUCGUCAAGAAUGAGAAAAAGGAUGUUUGGAUCAAUAUACCAAAUAGAAACAAGCUUGUCAGAAAAAUUAUUAGUGGUGCAGAUUUGAAUGCAAGGAAAUUUGUCGCUAUGAGUAACGAAAAUGGGAUCGUAACUUUCUCCACUCAAAAUAUCCAAGUGCUUGGAAUAAAACUACCAGAAAACCCACCCUCUGAAACCAUUCGUUUGCUAGACAUCGCAGGUGGUGGAGGCGUUGUUAUUCCUGGAACAGUGGCCAUUGACAUCAGUCAAGCAACUGUUAUUAAAUACUCAACAAUCAAAAAUAUUUUGUCUCCUAAAGAGCUCCAAAAGUCUGUGGAUAACAAGACGAUAAAAGCAAGCAUAAAUUUAACUAUUCAGAGCACAAUAGUUUCCUUUAGCACCACACCGGAACUUAAAAAUAUAAGUCAACCAAUCAAGAUAGUCUUACAAAAUAAUCAGAGUGGCUUCGUUGACCCUAAUAGGACAUGUGUGUUCACUGAGCCCCAAGUAACCAAUAGUGAAUGGAGUGGAGAAGGAUGUGUAUUAAAUGAAAUUGAAUCAUCGAAAGAAAAUGUCACAUGUGCUUGUGAUCAUAAUACUGCCUUUGCUAUCAUGAUGGAUGUCUCUGGAGUAAAGUUGACGGAAACAGAUAGUAAUGUUCUUGAACUUAUCUCAACAAUCGGUUGUUCCAUAUCGUUGAUGGGUGUUAUUUUAACGAUACUAAUGCAUAUUUGUUUCUGGAAGAAAAUGAAGUUUCUUCAAGCUAUUGUGCUCAUUAAUUUGUGUGUGGCUAUUAGUUUCACAGACAUCUUUGCUAUUCUUGAAGGAGUUGCAAGAGAUAAUUCGGAUUUCUGUAAAGCGGUUGCAGCUAGUCUUCACUUCUUUGUACUGUCUGUGUUUGGGUGGAUGUUGUGCGAAGGAAUACUUCUUAACAUCUUGCUUAUUAACCCAAAACGUUAUGACGCUCAUGGAAAAUAUUGCAAGAUUUUCUGUUUCAUUGGCUGGGGAAUUCCAUCACUUGUUGUUUCCAUAUCAUUUGGUGUUACUGAAGGAGUUGGUUACGGUGGUAAAUCAUUCUGCUGGCUAGAAGAUAAAUUGAUUUGGGCGUUUUUUGUGCCUGCAAUUCUUAUUUUCAUGGUUAACACGGUCGUUUUCAUCAUGGUAAUGCCCAAAUUGAUCAACUCACAAAAUGAUCAACAACAAGAUAACAUGCACAAAGUAAAAAUUGGAGUUAAAAAGGCAAUGGUUUUGCUUCCUGUUCUUGGGUUGACAUGGGUCUUCGGUUUGAUGACGUUCAAUCACGAGACAAUGAUUUUCCGUUAUCUUUUCGCUAUUCUUAAUUCCACUCAAGGAUUGCUGAUCUUUCUUUUCCACUGCGUUCAAGAUGAACAGAUGAGGAAACUCGUUAAAAAUAGAACUAAGAGCACUUUCUCUUCAAGUGCAGGAAAUAAAGGCUCGUCUGCUUCUCAGGGAAUGUUUUCAAAUUCAACGACUAAUCUAAAAUCGGCAAGAAAGAAUAGCAACUUGAAUGGAGAGGAAAAUGAGUGGCAGUCACAAAGUAUACAUUCUACAACUUCCUUGCAAGGAAAAACACAUAAUACUUUCAAGUCAUCUCAGCCUCGAGACAGUCCGGAAUUUGAAAUGCUAUCCAAGAAUACCGUUUAACAAAAUGGAUCAUCGUGUGACCAUGCAAAAUCUCCAAAAAGUUUCGUCGUUUUACCUCAAUAUUAUAAUUAUAUCAUUCUUAACAGCACAUACACAAGGAACAGUAAAUAUUUUAAAUGGCACCCUUGUAAGUCAUGACAAGUAUACGAUAUAUGUAACGUCGUAUAGUUUAUUUGUUGACAUUUAUAAGUAAGUAUCUACGUAUAAGAAUUUAGCAUUGCACAUUACUUUGUCUGAAUUACAUUACUGUCUUUAUAAGUUAUUUAGUUAAAUACACCUAUUCAUGUUUUGAACAAAAAAUGAUUCUUAUUUAUUUUUUAGCUAAACUGGAAUUUUUGAAAUCCUUUUGAGAUUUCCGUUAAAAAAUUGCUUGUAUUCACAUUAUAUAACUAUUGCGCGUGAUUA
Molecule: messenger RNA, 12687 nt
Organism: Xenia sp. Carnegie-2017
Lineage: Eukaryota; Metazoa; Cnidaria; Anthozoa; Malacalcyonacea; Xeniidae
Exons: 72
Coding region: 130-12282 (4050 amino acids)
Biological process (GO): G protein-coupled receptor signaling pathway; cell surface receptor signaling pathway
Cellular component (GO): membrane
Molecular function (GO): G protein-coupled receptor activity
Source: RefSeq, a predicted model, not a curated record